AUGUGGGGGCAGUACUCUCCGUACUACCCUGCGAAUGAAUAUUCCUCCCCGCCGAGCUCCUGCAACAUUACCCAGCUCCAACGCCACGGCGCGCGAUACCCUGCGCACGAAGACGCGCCCACCUACCGCGAUGCGGUCGACAAGUUAACCUCUGUAACUCGCUAUCAUGACGAGCGACUUGACUUUCUUGAAGAUUACGAGUACAACCUUGACGAGGAUGUUCUCGUACCGCUCGGUAUGAGGCAGAGUUGGGAGUCCGGUUAUGAAGCGUUCGCGCGUUACGGGGAGGUCAUCAAAAAAGAGAAGACCAUCUUCUUGCGAGCAUCUGAUUCACAGCGAGUGGUCGACAGCGCAGUAAACUGGACCAAAGGUUUCGCUGCGGCAAGCCAGAGCGAGAUGGCUCCCAAGAUAGAACAGCUUCUAUCGGAGAAGGUCAACAACACCCUCAAUAACGACUGCCCUGCGUCGUCUGAUGGCGUUGCAGAGAUGAACACCUGGCUGAAGCAGUUUGCUCCGCCCAUCGCCAAGCGCCUAAACACCGCUGCUCCCGGAGCGAACUUGACUGACGAGGACGUGUUUGGUUUGAUGGCGUUAUGCCCAUUCGAAAGCAUCGCAAUGGCGCACGCGGACGCCGAGAGCAAGAAGAAGACGAAGGCAAGAAGCAAGUUCUGCGCAUUAUUCAAUGACGACGAGUGGGCUGCAUUUGAGUAUCACGGAGACGUGGAGAAAUAUUACAAGACCGGUCCCGGGAACAAGCUCGGCCCCGUCCAAGGCGUGGGGUACGUCAACGAGCUUAUCGCCCGAUUGACCGGCACGACCGUGCGCGACCACACGACGCACAACGCCUCAUUGCCCUUCCCGCUGGACCGCACGCUCUACGCGGACUUCUCGCAUGAGAACGACAUGGUCGCCGUGUACGCCGCGAUGGGCCUGUUCGAUGCACGGGACGCACGCGCACCGGACCCACGGCGCAUGCCAAGCGACGGCGACGACGGGGCCGAUGGGAGGAGGGUGUGGCGCGCGAGUCGGAUGGUGCCAUUCUCUGCACGGAUGGUCGUGGAGAGGCUUGAGUGCGCGUCAGACCAAGAGGGUGGGCGGGAGGCGGGGACGUGUGUGAGGGUGUUGGUAAAUGACGCAUUACAGCCGUUAGGGUUUUGUGGUGCAGAGGAAGGGGAGAGGAUAUGUACGCUGGACGCGUUUGUGAAGAGCCAGGAGUAUGCGAGGGGGGAGGGGCAGCAGGAUUUCAAGAAGUGUUACAAGUGA
Laetiporus sulphureus 93-53 is the source of this 1263-nucleotide messenger RNA. Its product is annotated as phosphoglycerate mutase-like protein. The record is from RefSeq and is a predicted model, not a curated record. Gene Ontology annotation, molecular function: acid phosphatase activity. The coding region runs from base 1 to 1263 and encodes 420 amino acids. NCBI's taxonomy places the organism in Eukaryota, Fungi, Basidiomycota, Agaricomycetes, Polyporales, Laetiporaceae. The transcript is spliced from 5 exons.